AUGGGGCCGCUGAAACUUUUUUCUUUGCCGCUCAAAGAUCAUAUCAAAGACGCUGCAGAUUACUUGUCAGCUCAUGUAACGAAGCCUGAUGAACAAAUUGAAGCAUACGUUGCUUUAUUAAGUGAAAUGGAAGUUGCUGGGGAUAAUCUCUUAAUUGAAGGAAAUAUAUCUAAAACUUUUAAAGAAGCUGCAACCUACCUUCGUCAAUUAACAACAUUUCAAGACUUAAUAUCGUUACCAAAUUCAUCUUUACAAUCGAGUAUAGAAGGAAAACUAAAGAGUAUAGUGGCUAAUGUUAGCAGAAGCGGCUACAGCAAAUCUGCUAUGGAUGGUAUUAAAACAGAAGCACUGAAUAUAUUAAUCGAACAAAUGGACAUCGAAGGAGGUAACGUUUUAUUACGGCAUGGUAAUAUUAGAAGAACUUUUAGUGAUGGAGCACAUGCGUUACGCACGAAGAGUAGUGACCAAUUAAGUGUCCCAAGUGCCGACCCAGUAGUGGCGAGGAAAAUACAAAUUAAAUUACGUAAUUUAAUGCAGUUACAUACACCUGAUAAAUAUUCAUCUCUAAUGGACGACGUUAUUGAAGAUGCUACCAUGUACUUGGCUGUCCACUUUUUACAACCACGUAUGUAUUAUCUUAUUAAACUAGAUAUGAUUGAAGACGUGGUUCAAGUCUGCAAGUGCAUGAAAAACGUGUUUGUUCAAUGCGAGCUUUGGUGUGAUGAAAUACUGCGUCGUGUUGCAAAACCGUGUUGCAACUGCUCCCGGCAUAUCUCUUCACAGGCUUUGGCCGACUUAGGCCCUGGAACUUCCCAAGCGUACACUCACGGGCUUGAAAUAUCAAUAACACCCUGUCCGUCGAAGCAAAAGAAAAUAUUUACUAACCAAGGCGAAAAGCCGUACGCUCAGCCUUGUCCAGCCAAAAAGCCUUCAGACCAGUGCGAAAAAACUACUACUUCAUACCUUUUAUACUCUUCCGAAUAUCAAAAGAAAGUUCCACUUCAAACAACUUCACUCACUCAAGAACUGAUGAUUAAGUCCCCAAUGUAUUCGCCGAAACAAUCGGCUACUGUUGAAGAAACUAAAAGUAAUCAUGGAAUGAAAUAUGUAGAAAAACGGGACAUUUCUCUUAAUCCUGUAGAGAGAGAUAAAAAACAAGAAAUUGAUACAUCAUCAGGAUCUUUUCAAACUCCUAAAAAUGAUAUCUCAGAAUCUCCAAAACCAGCAGAACAUGCUUUUUGGCAAUCACCUACAACAAUGUAUGCGAGAGUUCAGCUGAAGAACAAACAGACAAGAGAGACUGAGCCGGAACAACGUACAUCUCAUACGACAAAGAGUUGGGAUACGAAUCUAUCACGAAGAAUGACAUCAGUGAAGCGUGGAUAUAACACUCGGGCACCAAUUAUCACAACAGAUCAAAUGGCGGAUUGGCACGCCAUGAUGGUGAGCCUCACGUGGAAUGUUCAGGCUUGGCGAGGUUGGAUACAAGAAAAUAUAGAUCGUGCACUGGACUAUCAAAACAAAGACUGGUUGCCCGAGUUAAGCCAGUCGGGCGCGGUGUGGGUGGUGAGCGCGUGCGGCGCGGUGCCCAGCGGCGCGGUGGCCGCCGGCGUCUACGAAGGAGAGGUAAUGUGCAACGCAGAGGUAUCGUGGGUAGCGUGUCGCGCGACAGAGAUGCACGCGGGCGCGCGCGCGGCGCGGGCGGCGCGCGGCGUGCUGGUGGGGCGCGUGCUGUACCGCGGCGCGCACCUCGUGGGCGCCGUGCACGCGCCCGCCUACCACUGCCACGUCGUCAUCUUUGGACGACCAUUCGCUUUCAGCUGCUAUGAACUACUAGUCCUCUCUGGUGAUCGG
Brenthis ino (lesser marbled fritillary) is the source of this 1854-nucleotide messenger RNA. The record is from the annotation of a GenBank genome assembly. NCBI's taxonomy places the organism in Eukaryota, Metazoa, Arthropoda, Insecta, Lepidoptera, Nymphalidae.